Messenger RNA from Leptopilina boulardi, 4105 nucleotides. Its product is annotated as SUN domain-containing protein 2-like. The transcript has 4 exons. NCBI's taxonomy places the organism in Eukaryota, Metazoa, Arthropoda, Insecta, Hymenoptera, Figitidae. Bases 311 to 3103 code for a protein of 930 amino acids. The record is from RefSeq and is a predicted model, not a curated record.
CCGGGAGUCAACAGGUGCAACGUUUUUUUUUUUUUUUUAAAUCAAAGUGUGACGAUUGAGUUAUCGUCGGGAAUCAGCCAAAACAAAGAUCCCAUUCGCGUAAUAGAAAUUAGGUGCCAGUCAUGGUACCUUAGAAGUUUCAAAAAAAAUUUUUUUUUUCAAUAUUAAAAUUUAGUUUCAUUCUAAAGUCAAUUUGAGUUCGUUGCUGUUUUUUGGUGAAUUUUUUGUACUAAAAGAGAGAGAGAGAGAGAGAGAGAGAGAGAGAGAGAAAAUAAAUCUUCCACUCGCAAAGGGUUGUUUCUUUACCAAAAUGACAAACAAAUUUGAGGUACUUUACUUGACAAUUUUCUUGUCAAGCAUCAUUGGCUAUCAAUGUUCCGAACUCCCGAAGCCUACUUACACUAGAACAAUGUUAAAAGUGUCCAGAAGUCUUCCUGGUGAAACAGAAGAAUUGAAAGUUCGUACCAGUGAAGGUAAAUUAACAACAUUGAUUGUCAAGAGAAAAGAUAGACCACCAAUUUUUGAUAAUUUAAAAACUCUAAAAACAGAACAAAAUGAAUCAACUCGUUAUAAUAAUGAAAAUCCACUAAUAAGUUGGACCAUUAGUAACAAUAAUAAUAAUAAUAAUAAUGAAAACGUUGUUAGACCCCUUGAAGUAGAACAAAUACAAAGAAUACGCUCACAACUUAAUACAAAUCAAUCAGAAAACAAAAAUACCAAUAUAAAUGGUGAUUUUGAAGAUCGUAAUAAAGCCAUUGACUAUGGUAAUUGGAAACCAAUUGAUGAAAUUCAAAAAGAUCAAGAAACACUAAACAGUGAUAAUUAUCAAAAUUUUCAAUCACCCACAACAACCACCGCAACAACAACAGAAAAUAAAAUCUCAAGAAAUAAUUUAGUUUUAAUAAGUAAUUUUCGCGAUAGAAAUGAGAGAAAAUUAAAUUAUCAAAUUGAAGAAAAAAAAGUGGGCAAAUUUUUAAAUAAUAAUGCUGAGCCAUAUGCAUUUUUUCCACAUGAACCACGACCAUUAAAAAGAACAAAUAUUGGCGCAAAUUUAAUGAAAAAUCGUGAUGCAAAAAAUGUACCACCUGAAGUGACAAUAAAAUCAGAAUUAAAUGUUAAAUCAAUACCAUCAAAACAAACGUCAUCAAUAAUGACUAUUGAUAUUGAUGGUACACCAAUAAUACAUGGAAAAAGAGUUCCCGAUGAUCCAAUUGAUAGAUUUCAAGUAUGGAGAAAUGCGAGGGUUAUUAAUAAUCGUUUAAUUCCCGAAGGUGCCAUGUCAGUUACUGUUGAUCCUUCAACACUUCAGCAGUCUUCUGAAAAUCUUGUUGAAAAGCAGAGAUUCAAACAGUUCUUCGAAGAUGUGAAUCGCAGGUACGGCAGAAAUUUCAAUGAUGAGAAUAGAAAUGUGUAUUACGAAUGGGAACCUAAUACCUAUGAAUUCAAGGCUGAUAAUAACAACAACAAUAACAACAACAACAACAACAACAAUAACAACAACAAUAAUAAUAAUAAUAAUAAUUAUAGAUCGACAAUUCAAAAACGAAUGCUUCAUCCCGAAAGUGUCACGACAUUUCCAAAUUCUCCAAUAUACACACCAGAGAGUCAAAAAAUUGCCCCCUUAACAAUGAAACCAGGUGCAAGAGCUCCAGUUUUACAAUAUGCUCAUCCAGAAUUAGGAGUACAACCGGCAAAAAUUUUAAAAAAUGAAAAACGACGACCAGACAAUUUUCCCGAGAAUCAAUAUUCAUUUACCGAGCAACGACAUAAAAAGAAAUAUGUAUUGAAUGAUAAAAAUAUCGUCGAUUCUUAUACGCUAAAAAAUUAUUAUCCCAAUCAACAUUUUUAUGGUCUCAAAAAACCAGAGACACCAUUUUGGAUUAAAAUUUCGGAAAAUUUGAAAAAUCAAUUCUCCACCGGUGUUGAGAAAGUGUCACAAUUUACAAAACCUGUUUUUGAUCCAUUAGUUGAGGCAACUCAUAAAAUUUCACAAAAUUUAGGUCUAUCUAAAAAUCAAGAGGCUCAGGAUAAAAUUGGAACUGUUGCUUCGAGUUCAUCAAUUUUAAUACCAGCAUUGGGUUUAGUUGCUUCGGGUGCUGCACUUGGAAUUGGUGCCGUUGCUGUUGGUAGAUAUUUAGAUGUUGAUGUUUUAAAGAGAUCAAAUGAAAAUGAAGGUGAAAUUGAAGAAACCAGAGCUUUAGAAGCAAUUCCAAAAUUUAUUGAUAAUGAUCAAUUUAUUCAAAUUGAUGAAACUAAAGGCAAAUCUUUAAAUAAUGAUAAUGUCUUUUUGCUUGUAGAAGAAAUUCAACCUUCUUCGAUUUCAACAAUGAAAAGAGAAUCAGAAAUUAUUCCUAACUCAGCGAAUGUAGGACAAACUACAAUAAGCCAAAGAAGAAAACGAAGUUUGGAUCUCGAUAUAUUUGGCACUGAAACAGAUAUGGAAAAUCAUGUUCGAACAAAAAGAUUCCAAAGAAAAGGUGCCGAUCUCAUUACUGAAAUUGUGGAAAUUGAUGUGCCCGCCAAGGGAAAUAUUGACAUUACUGAACUUCUCAUUCCAAAAAGUUCCAAGAAAAAGGAGACUGAAGAUAAUUCCAUUUUAUUGGUGGAAGAUGGAUCAGUGCCAUUGGGAAUAAUGAAUGGAGGUAUUGGUGAAAAAGUAGGUAAUAAUGAGGCUUUAGAUAAAAUGAUAAAAGUCGUUGAUGAAAUUAUAAAGAAAUCUAAUGAUGAAAGGGAAAAAAUGGCUAAAAAUGAUGUAAACAAUAGAACGAGAAGAAGAAAAAGAAGCCUAGACAGUGAUCAAGAAUUAUUGGAUGCUUUUCAAAACUUAGAACAUUCCACUGUUGCUGAAGCAAAUCGAAUUGAUCAUUUUGAUUGGACGAAUACGCAAUGUGCCAAAAAAAUGUUUUGCGAUGCCAUGCUUGAAAAUGGUUCCGAUGCUUCUAUAUUCAUGGAAAAAAGAAUGAAUUCACUAUUAUCAUUAAUACAGCCUGGAGCAGCUGCCCAAGUGUCUGGUCACUUUGAAGAGGUCAUGGAGGCCGUGAGGAGGUACGACUGUUCGAAAUUUGUAUGCCUGCAGGCCAGGCAAGGAAAUGUUCUCUUCUAAUUAUUAUUCCCAAUUUUACAUCACAUCAUAGCAUCUUCAACACCUCUUUUCUUUACAUUCGUUAUUUAUCAAGAUUUAAAACAUCUCAUGAAGAAUAUAGAUUUAAUAGAGCGUCAAAAAUUUUGUAAUUAUUAUUGUCUACAUAUAAUUAGUGUUAUUAUUCUAAUUAUUAUUGAGGCCAAUGAGAGUUCAAUAUAUAAAUAAGUCAAUAAUGGAGGAUGGUCGGCGUAAUUUAACCUCAAAUUAAAAAUUGGUUUUCAACGGAAAUAAAAAAAAUGAUAGAAAAUUUAAUUUCAAUCAAUUUUAGAAUUUAGAAAAUUUCUACUCAUUGGAAUUAGUGAACAAAUUCUCACUAAUUCAAAUUGACAUAGCAAAGAACGACUUUUAAAAUUAUGGAAAUAUUUUUUUCACAAGGUUAAUUAUUUGAUGGAUUUAAAUUAUUUCGCUUCACAAAUAAUUCGCAAUAAUGAAAGAAACUUGUAUUAUUAAUAAGCCAAAACUGUACAUAUUUAUUAACAAUUAAUUUAUAAGUAAUAUUUAUAUUACCAUUAUAAAAAAAUAUCUUAAUGAUAAUUAAAUAAUACUAUUUAAUUAUUUGAAUAUAAGUAUUUGAUACUAUAAAUAUCAAUUAUAAUUAUCAAAUAUAUAUAUUUUAUAUUUGUCCUUUGGUAAGACAAACAUUUUUUUUCUUAAAAAAGAGAAAAAUCUUCUUCACAUGAUGAUUUUAAUUGUAUAGUAAAAAACAAAAUGUGACAAAAAAGAAAGGUUUAUAUAUUAUGAUCUCUCUUGAGAAUGAAAAUAAACUCCAAUCAUCAUUUUUCUUCAAAGGACAAGUAAAUUAAACGAUACAUGAUUCAUUUGGUUUUUUGCAACUCAAUAAAUAUAUUUAUUUUCUCCUUGUAUGAAUGCUUAUGAAUUUUACAUUAUAAGAUUAACUGAUGAAGAUCAAUUAUUGUAAAAAUAAAAGAACUUGUUAAUUAAAUUUAUUAUACCUACACUUAA